GUCCAGCAUAAAUCCGCCUUCCCUUCACCCUGGUGUUUCCUCCCCUCGUAUUGCCUCUGAUUUGAUUUCCUCGGCAGUCGAUGGUGCAAUCGCCACGCUAUGUGUAUUCUCAACCUUUCCAACGAGCUCCUACGCGAGAUACUCGAUCACAUCGAUCCUGAAAAGCCCAUAGGACCGGACCGGCGCGCCUAUCUCUCCCAAGAAAGUUUUGAGCUGCCCCCAGACCCGGACCCGGACCAGUCUCAGGAUAUUGCCAACUUCCGGCUAGCAUGCAAGAGGUUUUCCGAUUUGGGGGCGGUUCAUCAGUUCUCGCGCGUCACCACACGCUUCUCACGCAAAGGCCUGAAGCGUCUAGAAAACAUCGCCAGCCAGCAGCACCUCGCCGAACAUGUCAAAAAGUUCAGCUACAUGGUACCAUUUUUUUACGUUGAAGGACGAGCACGCGUGCGCGAACUGUUGCCGGCACUACCCCAAAAUCUCGGAACACUCGAUGUCAGACACUUUGUCCAAAAAGUUAAAGAGCAGAAAGAGAUCGUCGAGACCGAAGAGGACGCCCGUGUUCUAAAUAAAGCAAUAUCGGCUUUCACAUCGCUUCAACAUGUGCAGAUACUUCGACUGCAAGACCAGCAAGAUGGAAUGCUCAUAUCCUAUAUCCGGGAACAUGACCCUUUAAGCACCUUGGUCGAGCUCAGGUGGGCACCAGCCUGUUCACAUUCCACCAAGACCAUUGGUGCCGCUUUACUUGCGAACAAAUCCCCCUGCUCUCGCUUCUCAUCGCCGAUGCUGAGUCCGCAAAGCGUCCUAGGGGCCGUAAACGAUCCGCCAUCAACACUAAGUGUUCUCGCGGAACGAUUGACUUGCCUAGAACUGCAUUUUGACGACGGUACGGAUCUAGACAAUCGUAUGCGGGCACUUUCCACUUUGUCUAGGGCAGUGUUUAGCGCCGCUAAAAACAUGCAAGCCCUGCACAUAGGGUUUCCGUCACACAGGCCGUUGAGUCUGCCUCUCGAAGAGGUCUUCCACAACAUCAAAUGGGAUAAGCUGCUCGCUUUCGGCAUCCAGUCUUGGAGACUUGACGCUGACGAGAUCAUAGCCUUUGCACAAAGGCAUCGAGAGAAGCUUCGCGGACUUAGGCUCAGAGACGUGCUACUCAAGGAUGGUAGCAGGUGGCAGGACGUACUCGGGUUUCUGAGAACGGACAUGCCGAGAUUAGAUUGGGUUAGCCUGCGGCGUAUCGACUACGAAAAGAACUUUGAUGAGCAGUUGGUCAUGGGUGUGGAGGUACCCGACGAUCAAUUCAUGGCCAGUGACAGCAGCAGCGAUGGUUACAGCGAUGGCUUCGACCCUCACGAGGACGAGGACGACGAUGUUAUUCACUCGGCCUAUCAACACAGCGAUCACGACGACCAGGAGAGUAUAGACUCGGUCGAAGAAGACUCAGAUGCUGAUGAGCCAGAGCAAGGCGGCGACAUCCACUUCCCACCAAUGUCUCCCGACACGCCAGCCUCGGUCCCUUGGUGCAACUGCAGCCACACUGACAGCGUGGAAGUCCUCGGCGACAACGGUGUCGUCGUCACCUACUCACAAAGGAAGUUUUGGGAGAAAUGGGUCGUACGGAAAACGUGCACAGAGCACUGCAACAAGUGAUUGGGGGGCAGCCUUUACCACAGUGGACGCAGGGUAGACUCGGACGCCUAUACAGCAGAGGUUACAUGGGGGGUCGCUUCCGCGCCCCACAUCUC
Paraphaeosphaeria sporulosa is the source of this 1742-nucleotide messenger RNA. RefSeq lists its product as uncharacterized. Bases 100 to 1647 code for a protein of 515 amino acids. The record is from RefSeq and is a predicted model, not a curated record. The transcript is spliced from 3 exons. Lineage: Eukaryota; Fungi; Ascomycota; Dothideomycetes; Pleosporales; Didymosphaeriaceae.